AUGCCGCGGAUGACGCCGGCGGGCGCGAGGCUCAUCCUGGACCACGUCCUGGGCGACCACUCGGUCCCCGCCGCCGCCGUCGACAAGCUCCUCGCCGCGCUCCCCUUCCCCUCCGACCCGACCCCGCGCCUCCGCCGCGCGGUCCUCCUCCGCCGCCUCGCCGCCGACCCUGUCUCCGAAUCCUCUCUCGACACGCUCCAGCUCCUGGCCUCGCUCCCCGCCCCCGCCUCUCCAAUCGCCGCCGCCCACAUCGCCGUCGCGGCCUUCAUCGCGGCCUCCGCGUCCGACUUCGACGCCGCCGCGAGGGCGCUCUUCGCGCGCCCCGACGGCCGCGCGCGCCUCGCAGUCGACGAGGGAGGGUCCCCCGCGCUCGCCUCCGAUGAGGUCAUCGCCACAGUGGACCAGUUCGAGGCCGCCGUCGGGAACUCAUUCUCUCAGACCGUCCUCAGGGGCCUGUGGGGCGACCGGUCCGCCACGGAGGAGCGGGUCAGGGAGCUCCUCGCCGCCGAGUGGGCUGCGAUUGGGCCGUCGCUGCUCGUUGCGGCGGCUGAGCGGAUCGUUGGGGAUGGGGCCGUCGAGAAAUGGCGUGCCGCUGAUGAGUCCACCCGUGCCAAGUUCUGCAUUUUGGCUGGGGAAGAAAAUACACGUGAGGUUCUCGGCAAACUUGAAGAACCUACCUCCAGUACAAAUCCAAUUUCAACACCAGCUGUUGAGAAGGCGAUUGACGCGCUCAAAACAAGCUGUGCUGACCUUCACAGUGUUGUGGAGGAUCCGCUUCCAGCUGCGAAGGCAGUUGCAGAUGAGGUAUUGGCUGCAAGGUUGGAGAAAGGCGUUAGUUUGAAUGCUGAAGUAAGAGGCCAGCCAACAACUUGUGGCACUGCAGGCCCGAGUGCUCCUAAUUAUAAAGACAAGGGUCCAAGUACAGGUAAACCUCAUAACCUUAUGGAUUGGAACCCAACAGCACGGACCUUUCAGUGGGAGGAGUCACCUGGUCCUGAGAGUUCAGAAUCAUCAUUACGCAGACCGCACUUGCCUAGCCCAAGGAGAGCACCAGUUUCUCCUUUGCCGCCGUUAGAAAACAAAAAUAGGCGUAGAAGGGCAAGGAAGUGGUGCUUGUUGGAAGAAGAAACACUAAGACAGGGUGUUGAACAGUAUGGUAGUGGCAAUUGGAAGGACAUUUUAAAUAACAAUCCUGACGUUUUUAUCGGCAGAACACCGCAUAGCCCGAAGGAUUCCCGCGUGUCGGUGGACAUCUACGACGAGAAUGGCGUCGGGGGAGGCGCGUCGGGCGUCUCGGGAGGGCUUCUCCAUCCCUACUCGCCUAAAGUGAAGCUUCUCUGGAGGGGUGCUGAGUUCUGGAAAGAGAGCAUGGAUCUCCUUCGAAGCGCAGAGCAAGCAAACAGAACCACGGGGUCAGAUACAACUAAUGAAGAUGAUAACCUUAUCUGGAGAAGGGGAAUUGUACGGCCACCUACAACCGAGAAAGCUGCAGACAUAUUGCUGGAGAGUUGCCUCGAGAGCUGCAGCCUUCAACUGCUUGAUUCUGAUGCCGCACAGCGUCUGAUCCCUGGGCUGUGUACCCCAUUUGACUUCGCAGUUUACAUGCCACUGGCACUGAACAUCAACCCUAAGAAAUAUCUACAGGCACUGUUCUCUGCAUGCCAAAAUCUGGCAGAUGAAGCAUCCUCAUUACAGAGUGAGCAGAAAGAGUUCAAGCUUUACAAGCAACAUGUUGAUAAUCUACACCAUUUGUCAGGCAAUUAUGAUUCGGUGAUCAUCUGCCUUGGGGCCAAGGCUCGCUCACUUCCUGAACUUGCAAAUAAGUUGCCUCUUAGGACCUGUAGAGGAGUUAUCGCUGAAUUUCAGUUGCCAUCCAAUACAGUAGAAGAGUAUGGCAGUCAAAGCCCUUCAAUCUUAUCUGAUGCAUGGCUGGCAUUCCAAGGUCCUCGAACUGUUUCUAUCGGAUCAACUUGGCAAUGGAAGUCUGAGAACGAUUCUUCAACUGUAUCUGAUGAAGAAUCUCUUACUGCAAUGGAAGAGUUGCUCCCAAAAGCUUCUGGCGUAUAUCCAAGAAUAAAUAAAUGGGAUUUUGUAGGUGCAAGAGCUGGAAUACGAGCCAUGCCUCCACUUACAGCUAAUGGGUCGUUACCACUGUUGGGUUGUUUGGAUGAUUUCCUAGGCAAGAAGAGCAACUGCACAUUUUGGCUAGUUGGUGGACUUGGUGCAAGAGGUCUUCUGUAUCAUGGUUUAGUUGGAAAGUUGACUGCCAAAGCUGUGAUUUCCUGUGAUGAAAACAUAAUACCUCCUGAGUUCACAUGCUGGAAUACAAUUAAGCCUUAG
Molecule: messenger RNA, 2340 nt
Organism: Miscanthus lutarioriparius
Lineage: Eukaryota; Viridiplantae; Streptophyta; Magnoliopsida; Poales; Poaceae
Source: the annotation of a GenBank genome assembly